Dreissena polymorpha is the source of this 1542-nucleotide messenger RNA. RefSeq lists its product as uncharacterized. Lineage: Eukaryota; Metazoa; Mollusca; Bivalvia; Myida; Dreissenidae. The record is from RefSeq and is a predicted model, not a curated record. The coding region runs from base 172 to 672 and encodes 166 amino acids. The transcript has 3 exons. Gene Ontology annotation, molecular function: protein binding.
GGCAUGUUACUGUUAGGAUCCCACGUUGGUUUAUUUAAGUGUCGGAGUUGAGCUGUCGUCUGCAGUCUGAAUAGAGCGCUUGUGAUAGGAAUUUGGAUUAGUUGUUGUUGCGAUUGUUGUUUUCUGGUAUCAUAUCGUCUUGGAUAUUUGGUCGUUCUGCAUAAAAAGAAGAUGCCGUCUGUAGUCGUAUUUCUGGUGGUAGCUGUUAUUCUGUGCGGCGCGGCCGCCUCCACCCCAAGUUGUCCCAGCAUGCACUUUUUUGUGCAAGAGGAGGGUUGCCGGAAAUGCUCCGAAUGCUCCGAGGGUCAGGUUAUGUUGCGCCCGUGUUACGGCGACAGGGACACGACGUGUGGACUUUUCCCCUGGUCCGAGUUCAAGGGCAAGCCCGUCACCUCCGACGAGUCUUCAACGCCCACGCCCAAGACCCCUAGCAACGACGAGACGCUGGUGUGGCCGGAAAAAACUGAAGGCGACCGCUGGUUCACCAUCACCAUGGUGCUCGUCGUCAUCCUCGUAAUCGCCAUGGUCGGUGGCAUCGUCGCACUGCUCGUCCUCUGUUACGUCUGCCGGCAAAGGAAGCUGCGGGCGAUAACGGAAGAGUCGGCAUGCGUAGAGGAACCUCUUACCAAGCAGAUCUCGUGUGAGCAGUUCACGUUAGUGCGCGAGACGUGAAGGAGUGACGUCACUUCUAUUUAAAGUAUUUUCGUCUGCUUCGGACGUAUUCGUCUCAACAACGUCAUCAGGAAAACGGUCCACGUGAUCAGAGCAAAGGCCCCUGCUGUUAAAUAUAAUACUGUUUGAAAUGUAAAAAAUCAAUAUAGGUAUUGUGCUAUUGUUUUGUGAGAAAAACAUGGAUUUAUAUGCUUUAAAGACUUUCAAUUAUGUUGCAAAUCAAUGUUAUGUUAUUACAGUAGUCAUGUUUAUUUGAUUGCAAUUAAUUGUCUCUAUACGCAACAGACAGGGGUACGAAAUACCCUAGUUCAUUUGUUUAUGAAUUGUUUGGUUUAUGCCGACUGAAGAAACAUUCACUGUUUUAUUGAGUAAAUUUAUUUCAUUGUCCGUUUUUCAAUGAUGUUUUUGUUCGUGGCUGUGCAUAUCUUUGUUAAGUAUUAUUUAUUUGGGACCAAAUUCCAUGUUUAUGCAGUGCGAUGUCUGUCUGUUUCUGUAUGUAACGUACAUGAAAACCGACUAGAACAGUAAAAUAAGAAAUAUUACACUAGGAGUAUAAAUUUCAGUGAAUGCUUGUAUACUUUGUAUAAUUAUGUGUGAUUAUUGUAGAAAUUCCACUUGUAGUUCUUUAUUCAAGCUCCCACUGUUUUCCGUUCGCCUGUGUUCAUCAAUUCAUUCCAAUCUUAUCCCCCUCCCCACUCCCAUCAUUUCUGUGUAUAAUUCAUGAUGUGUACAUAUUAUUGCCAGAAGUUGUUACAUGGUAUUUAUGUGAAGUGUAAAUAUAUGAGAAACCAUGGACAUAUGUACUGUUAUAUUUAAUUUAUUGUUACUAUUGUUAUUUACUGAGAAAUGAGAAUAAAACGUAAAAUGAUA